Cornus florida is the source of this 2040-nucleotide messenger RNA. Its product is annotated as cytochrome c oxidase assembly protein COX15. Lineage: Eukaryota; Viridiplantae; Streptophyta; Magnoliopsida; Cornales; Cornaceae. Gene Ontology annotation, cellular component: mitochondrial inner membrane. Gene Ontology annotation, biological process: heme A biosynthetic process. The transcript has 7 exons. The record is from RefSeq and is a predicted model, not a curated record. Bases 146 to 1561 code for a protein of 471 amino acids. Gene Ontology annotation, molecular function: oxidoreductase activity, acting on NAD(P)H, heme protein as acceptor.
UAAUUUUGAUGGUUACUGUUUACUUUAGGCAUCGUUUGGAGACUGCAAUAUGUCUCUCCACAAACCCCAUUUGAGUACUGACUGACUAAAAUCAGCUCGCCGUUGGAGAGAGAGAAAGAGAGGAGAGAGAGAGAAACAGGGGCCCAUGGUUGGGAGCAGACUUGUAUCAUCAUUUCUCAGGAGGAGCAAAGCCCUAAAUAGUAGCAUAUCCUGCAAUGUAAGGGGAUCAUCAACUAGGGUUUUCAAUGAACCAUCUCUAAACCCUUGCAUAUUCUACUCUGUUUAUGUUGGUGCUCGUAAUACAACUAAUUCUGUUACGGCAAGGAACUUCAUUUUCUAUGGCUUCAGAUCCAUUGUUUAUCAUCAUCAUCAUAAGGAAUUUUCUAUUCCAUCUUUUAGGAAUAUGUGUACCACGGCAACUACCAAUAUGAUAAAUAAGGAGGGUUUAAAGCUUCUGGUUACUGCUGGGCCCCAUGCACAGAAAGCUGUUGGAAUAUGGCUUUUUGCUUCAGCUGCCUGGGUGUUUAGUAUGGUGGUGCUUGGGGGUGUCACACGACUUACUCGAUCUGGUCUUUCGAUGACUGACUGGAAAUUCACCGGUAACCUUCCUCCUCUAUCAGAUGAUGACUGGUUGAUUGAAUUUGAGAAAUAUAAGCAAUCCCCUGAGUACAAGCGUGUAAACAAAGGGAUGAGCAUUGAAGAUUUCAAGUUCAUUUAUUGGAUGGAAUAUGCACAUCGAAUGUGGGGAAGAGGACUAGGUAUCAUGUUUGCACUGCCAUUUUCAUAUUUUCUUCGUAAGGGAUACAUUACUCUGCGACUUGGAAUGAGACUCUCUGUUCUCUUUGCCCUUGGUGCUGGACAGGGACUAAUCGGUUGGUGGAUGGUUAAAAGUGGUUUAGAGGAGCCACCAUCUGAAUAUUCUCAACCUAGAGUAAGCCCUUACCGCCUAGCAGCUCAUCUUACGUCAGCUUUUGUUAUUUACUGUGGCCUGUUUUGGACUGCUCUAUCUGUUGUUAUGCCUGAACCACCUGCUGAAUCAGUUGCUUGGGUUCGUGGGGCAGCAAAAAUUAAGAAACUUGCCCUUCCUCUAAGCAUCCUCGUUGGCAUCACUGCUGUAUCAGGAGCAUUUGUUGCAGGGAAUGAUGCCGGACAUGCUUUUAAUACUUUCCCGAAGAUGGGUGAUACAUGGAUUCCAGAUGAUAUUUUUAGCAUGAAGCCACUUGUCCGCAACUUCUUUGAGAAUACAUCAACGGUUCAGCUUGACCAUCGUAUCCUUGCGACUGCAACCUUAGUUUCAAUUGGCAGUUUUUGGUGGUGCACGAGAAACCUGGACAUUCAUCCGGCCAUACGAUCUUUAAUCGGAAGCACCAUGGGCAUGGCUGCUCUUCAGGUGACUUUGGGGAUAUCAACCCUUCUAUCUUAUGUACCUGUUUCGUUAGGCACUGCUCAUCAGGCUGGAGCUUUAACUCUUUUGACACUUAUGAUACUGCUCAAUCACACUGUGCGAAAGCCUUCAUUGUCGCUUCUAAAAACUCUGCCUAAGGUUGCAAAGUCGACCUGAUAAUUUCAGCUUAGGGAUUUGUAUCAAGGAUUAGGCUUCAUAUAAUUAUUCAUCAAGGUCGACUAUUCAUCAGUUACCCAUUGUGAAGGUCAGUGGACAUUUUAUCAGUUGCCCAUUGUGAAGGUCAGAGUCCACUUUGCCAUAUCAUACAGAAAUACAUUCUUAUUUGGAUCUCUUAACUGAAUACAUGCUCCAGACUUAGGAGCCCUGAAUAUUUGUCAGGUGAAGAAAAAUAGUUUCAAAGGUUUCUAUAUUUGGUCAGUGCUGGUCCGCCUACAGUGUGACAAAAACGUUAAAAUUUUGAUCAUAUUAUAUAAAGUGAUUGCUUUGAUACUCGAAUCAACUUUUAUCAUUGCAUCAAGUAUUGAUACGAUUAGAAACUAUUUUUCCUUUUUUUCUUCUUUUGGCUGAAUAUGGCAAUUGGGACAACAUUUUAGAUAUGUUUAUGCAAAAUAAAAUGAAGUUUUCCUUUUCAUUGA